AUGUCGCUCAGUCCCGCCGAAGUCAACGCUGCUACUGCCCUAGCCAACAUGCUAACAAACAACAGUCCACUCUCCUCCAUUUAUUCCACCGAUAGACACGUAUCCGUGGGUUUAGAUGAUGGGUUCACGUUGCCGCCUCUUGUCGAGAUCCGUCCCUCAGCUUAUCUCCAAGCCCACGCCGGCGCUAUCUUAGACGUCGAUACAAGCACUAACGCGGAUCUGGGGUUUGUUCCUCUGUUCAAUGCCGCGCCGGCCACGCCGGUGUCGUUGUCAAGUGAUCAGGACGGGUCCAUCGCUACUGAAGACGAGCUUGGCCCUUCCGACUCCGAAGAAGACUCUCGUUUACAAACCCUGCCGGACUCUUCCGACCGUUGUCGCGAGACCUAUUUACAAUCUAAUGCUACCUUGAUAGCGUCACCCACACCCAGAGAACAAUUUGUCCGUCCAACGGAAGCUUUAACGUCUCCCGGACCCGAGCCAAUUGAUUAUUCGGUCGUUAUUCCCGCUUCUAACGGUUACCGCUCGCCGUCAGUUGUUAGUUUCUCUGACUUACCGGGGAACGGCACCGCCGAUUCGCCCUAUUACGUCAACACGCCGCCGCCGGGGUCAGACGCCAAAGAAAACGCUGCCGACCGAGGACCUUUCUUCGCCGAAGUGGUCCGUGAAAGAACUGUGCGCACUGCACGCCGUCGUAUUAAGGAGAGAUUUCACGAUUAUUUCCAUAUCCUCGAUUCUUUUCCGUAUUGUACCGCUGCGCGCACCGGGGAACGUCGCCGUUCUGCGCGUCAAUGGUUGUACCGCAAAGUCAUGGAUGAGAUGGACCUGGUCUUGGCCGAUGUGGAUGAAGUGACCAUGCAACUUGUCAAUUAG
Molecule: messenger RNA, 870 nt
Organism: Puccinia graminis f. sp. tritici CRL 75-36-700-3
Lineage: Eukaryota; Fungi; Basidiomycota; Pucciniomycetes; Pucciniales; Pucciniaceae
Exons: 1
Coding region: 1-870 (289 amino acids)
Source: RefSeq, a predicted model, not a curated record